Molecule: messenger RNA, 719 nt
Organism: Hydra vulgaris (swiftwater hydra)
Lineage: Eukaryota; Metazoa; Cnidaria; Hydrozoa; Anthoathecata; Hydridae
Source: RefSeq, a predicted model, not a curated record
AAGAAAAGAAUACCACGAGCUAGCUGAACUUACUUUAAUGGUUUUAUCAUCAAAUAGAUUUAAAUUUCAUUUACCGGGACCAAUUCACCAUUCAAGAUUUAUGGGAAAAGGUUUAUACUAUUUAAAGUUGUAUCUUUUAAUGAAUGAAAUCCAAAACCUAACUGACAAACAUAAGGAAGAAAUAACUGGUAUGGCUUUGUUCAUAAGCCUUUUCUAUACAGAGUGGUUUCUAAAAGCAGAGUUAAGUUCUUUGGCACCAACACAGGAUAUAAAAGCUUAUUGGCAAAUGAAAAGGUUUGAGGAAUGGAAUCUACUUGGCUCUCGAGCUGUUGCUAACUCUAUUCUCAGACAUACUUGGUAUCUGGAUCCAAAUUUAGUAGUUUUUGCCCUAGCAAAUAAAGAAUGUAGGGAACGUGGUGAUAUGGCCAAAAAACUAUAUAGUUUACAAAGAUGUCCAAGUGAAAGUUUUCCUUUGGAACGCCAGGUAAUGGACCAAGCUAUAUUGAAUAGCCUCAACUUCAGUAAAGAUGAGCCCCCUAGUUUGACUCCACUAGUAACAGAAAAGUCGUGGCUUGUUUUUGACAUGCUUAGGCAUGGAAAAGCAGAAACUCAAUGGAUGAAGACUCCACCAGAAGUUUGAAAAUUUAAUGAUUAUUAUCUAGAAUUUAGAGCAACAGUUAAGGGACUUGAUGUUGUUAAUGACUGCUCUGAGAGGGCAG